AUGCAGCUCCUGGCGAGGGUGCCGUCCCUUCCGGAGCGGGGCGAGCUGGACUGCAGCAUCUGCUACCGGCCCUUCAACCUCGCGGGCCGCGCGCCCCGCCGCCUGCCCGGCACGGCGCGCGCCCGCUGCGGCCACACGCUCUGCACCGCGUGCCUGCGCGAGCUGGCGGCGCGCGGCGACGGCGGCGUGGUGCGCCUGCGCCGCGUCGUCACGUGCCCCUUCUGCCGCGCGCCCACGCCGCUGUCGCGCGGCGGGGCCGCGGAGGUCGCGGUGGACCCGGACUUGUGGUCGCGGCUGGAGGAAAGGGCACGGGCCGAGCGCAAGCCGGACGAGGCGGGCGGGCCGGUCCGGGGAGACGGCGACGCCGACGACGAGGAGGGGACGGGACCCAGGAGCGCGGGCUGGGGCGCGCUCCGGCGGCUGUGGCAUCGGGUGCUGGCGCCCGCGCGCCGCUGGCGGCGUCCGCUGCCUAGCAACGUGCUGUACUGCCCGGAGAUUAAGGACCUGGCCCGCAUGACCCGCUGCACGCUGUAGCGGCGGAGCCUGGAAGCUGCGGCAGAAGAAAGGUGGGAGCUGCAUUCUCGGGACACGCUCUAGAGCGGGGAUGGGGGGAUGCCAAGGCUACCCCCGUCCCCCUUCCCGGGGCUGAGCCCAGGGCAGGAGGGACCGCAUCGAGGCGUGUGGACGCCGAGCUGGGAGGCUUGUAGCAAAUCGCCCCUCUCUCUGCGGACUGCGCCCGCCUCGCUCCCAGGAAGGUGGAAACAAAAUCUACAUCCCCCGGGGAAGGAGACAUUGUUUCCUUAGCUGUGACUUUGGCUUUUGUCCAGGGAAGCGUGGAGGCACAGUAGGUCCUAUUUUAGCGAUUCUGUGUACAGUGGUUGAAAAAAAAUUUUUUAAUGUUUGUUACUUAUUUUUGAGAGAGGGACACACAGACACAGCAUGAGCAGGGGAGAGGCAGAGAAAGAGGGAGACAUAGCAUCCGAAGCAGGCUCCAGGCUCUGAGCUGUCAUCACAGAGCUCGACGCCGGGUUCCAACCCAAGAACCGGCCUGAGCUGCAGUUGGAGGCGCUCAACCUGAAGUUGGUCACUUAACUGCCCGAGCCACCCAGGUGCCCCAUGGGGUUGAAAAAAAAAUUUUUUUAAGACAUAAUGAAGAGGGGAGGCCGGUUUUUGUGUGCUGUUAAUAAUCUCGCUUCUCUGGCACCUUAGAAAGCUGAGAAAAAUAAGACGUAUUGGUUUCCCCCCCCCCCCCCACCAGUGCUGGUAUGCCUGUCUCCCCAUUCCCAGUGGUGUGUUGGUAAAAUUAUUGAGAUGCCUGUCUGCCUUGCUUCAUUUCACAAUCUCCCUUCAACCAGUUAGGGCAGGUAUCAGAAGGUCCAGAGGGCGUUUUUUAUCUGAGGCACCUAAUUAGGGCCUAUCAAGGGUAGGAGAGCCAUUUGGUGAAGGCAUCACAUUUUAAUCUUGUGAUAUUAUCUGUCAUUGUCACAGUCACAGGGAAAACACGGUCGCUACUGAAAAAAUAAAAAAGAUGCUCAUCACAGAAUUCUAAACUAGUGCCCCAUAAAUGGACAGCUUCUAUCCUAUGCCAGGAUUCUAUUUUAAAAUCCUGUUAAGUUACAUUAGGAGAGUAUAAUUAUAGUUUAGAAACAGCAGCAUCAGUGGCAUUACAAAAUCUCAGGAUCCCCACUUCAGACUCUUGAGUUGUUUUUUUUUUUUUUUAAUUUCUUUUUUAACAUUUAUUUAUUUUUGAGACAGAGAGAGACAGAGCAUGAAUGGGGGAGGGUCAGAGAGAGAGGGAGACACAGAAUCUGAAACAGGUUCCAGGCUCUGAGCUGUCAGCACAGAGCCCAACGCGGGGCUUGAACUCACGGACUGCGAGAUCACGACCUGAGCCGAAGUCGGACACUCAACUGACUGAGCCACCCAGGUGCCCCAAGACUCUUGAGUUUUAACAAGAAUCCUAGGUGAUCUGUACGCAUAGAAACAUUUAAGAACGGCCGUCCACAUCCUAGACUUGCGAGGCUAUCACCAUCUGCGGUGGAGUAUUGAAAACAGUUGGGAUAAGCGAUCUGCAUUUUAUUGGAGGUCGUAAAGGGACGUUCUGUUGCUGAAGAAAUCUUUCACGUGCGCACUUAUUAUGUUGCACUUUUCCUGAGUUAAAAAUGUGAAUUUAUGAAAUAUCAAACCUCAGUUUUUAUAACUGUAUCUUAGCAUCUUCCUGUCCUUGUCUUAGCCUGAAUGUUCCCUGUUUGGGGAGGCCUUUCUCAUCCACCUAAUGCGGUCCCUUCCUUCACAGGUGCUCUGUUGCACAACUUGUUAUUUUGUUUUCAGAUAGUGUGUGCCUUUCGUGGGUGUGAGCUCCAGGAGAGCAAUGGCUGACUUGUGACUUGUAUCCCCCAGGGCGAAAAGCAGUGUUCAAUGUAUAGUAUGUGCUCAAUAAAUGCUUGUUGGGUAGCUCUUUUAUUUUUUAACA
Messenger RNA from Acinonyx jubatus (cheetah), 2473 nucleotides. It is a transcript of the gene RNF227, whose product is annotated as ring finger protein 227. The transcript has 2 exons. Gene Ontology annotation, biological process: protein ubiquitination. Gene Ontology annotation, molecular function: ubiquitin protein ligase activity. The record is from RefSeq and is a predicted model, not a curated record. NCBI's taxonomy places the organism in Eukaryota, Metazoa, Chordata, Mammalia, Carnivora, Felidae. Bases 1 to 534 code for a protein of 177 amino acids.